AUGGUGUUCUCUGUCUUCUCUGCAGCCCUGGGAUUCAUGAACAAUUCAGAGAAAAGCACUGUGACUGAGUUUGUCCUCCUAGGCUUCCCUGGUGGCCAGGAGAUGCAAAUUUUCCUCUUCUCGUUGUUCUUUGGGGUCUAUAUAUCUACCAUGAUGGGAAAUGGCACCAUUGUCUGUGCUGUGAGGUGGGACCAACGACUCCACACACCAAUGUAUAUUCUCCUGGGGAAAUUUGCUUUCCUUAAAAUCUGGUACAUUAGCUCCACUGUGCCCAGUAUGCUGGCCAACAUUCUCUCAGAGACAAAAACCAUCUCCUUUGCUGGCUGUUUCCUCCAGUUCUAUUUUUUUACCUCCCUUGGUACAACUGAAACGUAUCUCCUCUGCGUCAUGGCAUAUGAUCGGUACCUUGCCAUCUGCCGCCCACUGCACUACCCAACCAUCAUGACCCUACAACUCUGCUAUAUCUUGAUGUUUCUUUGCUGGCUUUUUGGGUUCCUUAGUUACUCAGUCCCCGCAGUGCAACUCUCCCACUUGUCUUUCUGUGGACCCAACAUCAUUGAUCACUUUCUGUGUGACAUGGACCCACUGAUGUCUCUGUCCUGUGCUCCAGCUCCUAUCACUGAGAUUGUCUUCUAUAUCCUGAGCUCCCUCAUUAUCAUCCUCACACUUCUAUACAUCCUUGGCUCUUAUACCCUUUUACUGAUAGCUGUGUUAAAAGUCCCAUCAGCAGCUGGCCAACGAAAGGCCUUUUCCACCUGUGGAUCCCAUCUGACAGUGGUGUGUUUAUUCUUUGGGGGUCUCUUGGCAAUGUAUUUGAGCCCCACAUCUGAAAACCCAGCUGAACUUCAGAAGAUUAUUACUUUGUUCUAUUCUGUGGUCACUCCCUUCUUAAACCCUCUGAUUUAUACCCUACGAAACAAGGAGAUGAAGGCUGCACUGAAGAAAGUCUUAAGGAUACAAGGAGCAUAAAGCAAUCUACAUGAGACCAAGCAGACCACUGUACACACAUAAAGGAUCACUUAAAAAAAGAUUUGCUUUCAGCUGCCAAAGCACACUUUAAAGAAGAUAUUUUCUCAGUGGAGUCCUUCAUUGAUUUAUCCCUCAACUAAACAGGAAGAACUAUGUUAUAAUUGACUCAAGUGCAACAUUUUCAACGUCGGUGAUCCCAGUAGGUAUAAAGGCAUUGUAUCUGUGGUAUUUCUCACUGCUUUAGCUGUGAAUACUUGAGGGAUGUGUGUAGAAGGUAGGAGAGCUCUUAUCCCAGGGGGGUCAUCAUUGAUGUAGUGAAGGCAUAUCUUAACACAGUCUAAUAUUUUAAAAAAGUGAAUAAGAAUCAACCUUCAAUACCAAUGACUACAGACCUAAACGAUUUACUAACAGGACAGCUUUCUACUUCCCUUGGCUCUUGAUAGUUGAGAAUCUUCUAGACUAGGAACAAACUGAAAGUUUCCUGCUUACAUAAGUAGGAAAUGUUAUAACAUUAGAAAAAGUAGUAGUCAUUCUUUCAUUGGGCAACGAACACGAUUGAGCAUCUACUAUGUUCCAGGAACUCUUCUAGGCACUAGAGAGACUCUAUAACCAAAAUGGUGAAAAAGCACUACCCACACGGAGUUUACAUUCUAGAUGGGGAGAGAGAAACAAUAAAUAAGUAAAAUGUAUAGCAUGUCAGAAAGAAAUAAGUACUAUGGAGAAACGGGAAAGAGGGUGGGAAGUAUAGCAUAGAAGGCUGAAAUUUUAAAUCAGGUGGUCAGGGAGGGCCACCCCGAGAAAGCGAACUUUAAGCAAAAGCUUGAAAGAGGUGAGGGAGUGAGCCAUGUAGACAGCUGAGGAAAGGGUAUUCCAUGCAGAAGCAAGUUCUCUACAAAAUCCUGAGGCACGAGUGUGUUCAAGUAACACCAAGGAGGUUGGUUUGGCAGUAGAGAGAAUAAGGGAAAGAGUAUUGGAGAUCAAGUCAGAGAGUGAACAGGGAGGCAAAUUGCUCAGGACCUUAUAAGUCAUUUUAAGAACUUCUAUUUCUGCAUGAAAUGAGAAGCCUUUGGAAAGGUUUGAGCAAAG
Messenger RNA from Loxodonta africana (African savanna elephant), 2055 nucleotides. Its product is annotated as olfactory receptor 11H4-like. The record is from RefSeq and is a predicted model, not a curated record. The transcript has a single exon. Gene Ontology annotation, biological process: G protein-coupled receptor signaling pathway. NCBI's taxonomy places the organism in Eukaryota, Metazoa, Chordata, Mammalia, Proboscidea, Elephantidae. Gene Ontology annotation, molecular function: G protein-coupled receptor activity; olfactory receptor activity. Gene Ontology annotation, cellular component: membrane. The coding region runs from base 1 to 969 and encodes 322 amino acids.